GGCAGGUGUAAGGUCAUGAACCUUAUUCUAUGCACUCGUUCUAUUCUUAUUUGAUUUUCAAUGAAAGGUCACGCUGAAAUUUAUUUUACGUAAAGACAAAUCAGAAACCAAUCAUCUAUGUUGUAAGGUAAUGUGAAAUUUUGUUAGCGAAACACGUUCACUCGGAUGUUUUUGAAAUUUCGACGAUAUUAUGGAUAUGGAGCAGACCAUCAAAACAGAAAUGUUGGGUGACAAAAAUAGAAAUAAUUCCAACAACAUGUGCCUAACUGUUGAACUUUGCGUGGUUUGCGGCGACAGAGCAUCAGGUAGGCAUUAUGGGGCCAUUUCGUGCGAGGGCUGCAAGGGAUUUUUCAAAAGGUCAAUUCGUAAACAACUUGGAUACCAAUGUAGGGGUACCCAAAAUUGUGAGGUUACCAAGCACCAUAGGAAUAGAUGUCAAUAUUGCAGGCUGCAAAAGUGCCUCGCUUGUGGCAUGCGAAGCGACUCUGUCCAACAUGAAAGGAAACCAAUCAUUGAUAAGAAAGAGUUUCCUAAUAAUUCAGAAAUUAAGUUCAAUCAGAACACUGUCAAUGCCGUCAAUAAAAUAUUUAUCAGAAAAGACUUGAACUCAGAAUUUGGGCUCCUUCCUCCUUUUUGCCCUAGCGACUUAGGCCUCCAAUUUCUCAACAAGCGAAUCGCGAACAGUACGCCUGCUUCAGACUCUUUUCACUUAUCGCCGAGUCAAGCCAGUGUCGAAGAUGACGUCUCUAUGGAUAGUACCAAUACAGGUGCCGAACUCAACGACGCCCUGUCUAGUGCUCGGGACAAGCAGCUCAUUUCGAAGGCCCUAGACACGAUGGCCAAAGUGCAAUGUUUGAACGGAACGGAUUUGAAUACCUUAUCGAGUGACGAAAAGUGCAUUAAUUACAACGGGCAAAUUCUACAGGAGCAGAACAUGACUUUUAAUUUACUAAUACCCGGUCCGGUGCCGCCUUAUCUCAAUAUACAUUACAUUUGCGAAAGUGGCUCUAGACUGUUGUUUUUAUCGGUACAUUGGGCCAAGAAUAUCCCUGCAUUUCAGUACUUAAGCCCAGAAACUCAAAUCUCGCUGUUGAAAACAUGCUGGUCGGAGUUGUUCACCCUCGGGCUAGCCCAGUGCUCGCAAUCUUUAUCUUUGUCCACCAUUCGCUCGGCUCUAAUUAGUCAUUUACACGCCUCUAUUGCUCAAGACAAAAUGUCGGCGAUUAAGGUGAAGCAAGUCACCGAUCACAUAGUUAAAUUGCAAGAUUUCGUGACGAGCAUGAACAGGUUGCACGUAAAUGAACAGGAAUAUGCCUACUUAAAGGCUAUAACGUUGUUUUCGGCUGAACAACCGGAUAUUUUGAUGAGAAAAGCUAUAGAAAAGCUGCAGGAGAAGUCUUUCCAGGAAUUGAGGAGUUAUUUAGGAAAUAGCGCGCCUGAUGAUCAUGAUAGGUUUCCGAGGUUGUUGCUAUGCUUGCCGCCUUUGAGAGCUAUCGAGCCUAAUAUUUUAGAAGAAUUAUUUUUCGCCGGGUUAAUUGGCCAAGUACAAAUUGAUAGUGUGAUUCCUUAUAUACUGAGAAUGGGAAAUACGAUGUCUUCCUCUAAUAGUAACAGGCACGUAAAAACCGAACAUUUAGACGAAUUUUUGUGUAAAUAGUGUAGGUAUUUUUUGGUGUUUUGUAUGUGAAUGGAAAGUAUUUUUUAUAUACACUGUUCUUCGACGUGUUUAGUACUUAAAUAAUUUUAAGCGGUGCAAUUUUUUAUGUUCGUUGCGAUAUGGGAAGCAACGAAUAUAUUAUGUGUAUUUUAUAUGCUUCUGUAACCAAAAUAAGAUGAAACUAUUUUCCUAAAAAAUAUUAAAAAUAAACAUAUUUUUUUAUACAUAUAUUGCCAAAGAAUUGCGAGUUUUUAAACUGACAAUAUUGUAUAUGUUACAACUAGCCAAAAUUUCUGGAAAAACAACUUUUAGUCUAGUCCAGUAAUAAAUGUCUUCAAAUACAAAACGUAACGUAGCUGUUGCCAAAAAAUACGAUUGGUUUUUAUUAUCUAUUCCUUUAUAUCUAAUGUGUAAUAAUAGUUGUAGUUAUAGUUCUAGGAAAUAUGUAUUACUACAUAGCACGUAAGAGUUUCCUAUUCAACCUUACUAAAUUCUACUUAAUAACAUAUUUUGGCAUUGUAUGAAAUUGGUAAUUUUGGAAAAAAUGCUAUAACUAUUUUACUUUUUUCAGGAAAUAUUAAUUUUACACUUCAUUAUUGUUUAUUAAUCGCUUCACUUGUUCAAAUUUCAUUUCAAUUAGCAGCUAGUUUCUACGAUGAAAGUUAU
This is a messenger RNA of Phyllotreta striolata, 2323 nucleotides long. Lineage: Eukaryota; Metazoa; Arthropoda; Insecta; Coleoptera; Chrysomelidae. The record is from the annotation of a GenBank genome assembly.